Arabidopsis lyrata subsp. lyrata is the source of this 1145-nucleotide messenger RNA. RefSeq lists its product as uncharacterized. Lineage: Eukaryota; Viridiplantae; Streptophyta; Magnoliopsida; Brassicales; Brassicaceae. The record is from RefSeq and is a predicted model, not a curated record. Gene Ontology annotation, biological process: endomembrane system organization.
ACUGUUUGAUUUGGUCUAUGCUUUAAGAUGCGGUCUUGAAUCUAGAAUCUUUUUUUUUUUUAAUCUAGAAUGUUUGUGGUUUUGUGAUUGUAUGGUUUACUUGGUUCGAUAUGGCCGGUUUACGUUUGUUCGGAAGUCACCGGUUACCCAGCAGAAAAAAAUCAGAGUUUCUAUUUAUUUCGGUUUACAGAGAGAAUAUUUUCAUGGACGCCAUAUGAGUCUACUACAGAUUUGAAAAACCGUCGUACCAAAGAUAGUUUCGAAUAAAAAUCUCAAACACUAUUCCUCAUUUCACAAAACAAACGAAAACUGUUGAAUCACAAAAAAAAAAAAAAAAGAAACAGAAACACAGAAUGGAGAAAACAGAGGAAAGCGUCGGAAUCAGAGUUUACGCGACUCCGCCGCAAAAACCAUCACCACCACUGUCUAGGUCGCCAAAACCUGUCCUACUCUCUUCACUGCUUACACUUCCGGCAGGAGCCGCCGCAGGAGGAGGAAAAUGUGGAAAACGUCGCAUGGUGGCGAAAGGAGUUCAAAAAACGGUUUCGAAGACAUCAAUGCUCGUUAGUUUCCUUCCGACAGCUCUCUUGAUGUUCGAAAUGGUUCUUCCGUCAAUCUACCGUGACGGAGACUGUAGCGGAAUCAACACACUCAUGAUUCAUCUUCUCUUGCUUCUUUGUGCAAUGUCUUGUUUCUUCUUCCAUUUCACCGACAGUUUCAAAGCCUCCGAUGGGAAAAUCUACUACGGUUUCGUGACUCCACGUGGACUCGCGGUGUUCAUGAAACCGCCUUCGCCGGAGUUUGGAGGGGGAGAUGUGAUUGAGGAGGCGGAGAUUCAGGUGACGGAUGAGAGGUAUAAGUUGAGGGUUAAUGACUUUGUGCAUGCAGUGAUGAGUGUUUUGGUUUUUAUGGCGAUUGCGUUUUCGGAUCGGAGAGUCACCGGGUGUUUGUUUCCAGGGAAAGAGAAAGAGAUGGAUCAAGUUAUGGAGAGUUUUCCGUUAAUGGUCGGAAUUGUUUGCAGUGCUUUGUUUCUGUUGUUUUGUGAUUUUUUUACUUCUUUUGUAUUUGCCUUGUAAUUUAGAUUAUCUGAAUCUAAUCCACUGUCUACUAUACAUCGUUUUCUAGCGUUUUACGAAAAUAAUUUC